Molecule: messenger RNA, 2298 nt
Organism: Ustilaginoidea virens
Lineage: Eukaryota; Fungi; Ascomycota; Sordariomycetes; Hypocreales; Clavicipitaceae
Exons: 3
Coding region: 1-2298 (765 amino acids)
Biological process (GO): protein O-linked glycosylation via mannose
Cellular component (GO): membrane; endoplasmic reticulum
Molecular function (GO): dolichyl-phosphate-mannose-protein mannosyltransferase activity
Source: RefSeq, a predicted model, not a curated record
AUGGCUCGGCCUCAAACGCCGCAAGGAAGCCUGCGGCAUAGGAACGUCGGUUCCAAAAAGUCAGACGCAGCUUCGUUUUCCUCCGACUUCGAACUGGACAAGCUCUCCAAGGCCGCGGGGCAGAGAAAAGCAUCCAGCUGCGAGCGCGACCACUGGGUGGCCUUUAUAGCUACGACAUUCUUGGCCUUCGUCACUAGGUUCUGGGGCGUCACCCAUCCUAACGAGGUCGUCUUUGACGAGGUUCACUUUGGCAAGUUCGCUUCCUUCUACCUCCAACGAACCUAUUUCUUCGAUGUUCAUCCCCCCUUGGGCAAACUUCUCUUCGCCUUGAUGGGCUGGCUGGCCGGUUACGACGGCCACUUCCUCUUUGAAAACAUUGGCGACUCCUACAUUUCCAACAACGUUCCCUACGUGGCAUUCCGUACCCUUCCCGCCAUGCUUGGUGCAUUGACCGUGUCGGUGAUUUAUCUCAUCAUGUGGGAGUCCGGCUACAGCGUCCCUGCUUGCCUUCUCGCCGCCGGGCUUGUUCUUUUCGACAAUGCUCACAUUCUCCAAACAAGGCUGAUCCUUCUUGAUGGCACCCUGGUUCUUUCCAUGGCCUGCAGCUUGCUGUUCUACAUCAAGUUUUACAAGCUUCGACACGAGGCCUUCAGCCGCAAGUGGUGGAAGUGGCUCAUCCUGACCGGCUUUGCCUUGUCAUGCGACAUGUCGACCAAGUACGUCGGUACCUUUGCCUUUGUCACCAUUGGCUCCGCCGUCGCCAUCGAUCUCUGGGAGCUGCUGGACGUUAAGCGCCCGGGUGGCGCUCUCAGCCUCCCAAACUUUGGGAAGCACUUCGCCGCCCGAGCCGUCGGCCUCAUCAUCCUGCCGUUCCUGUUCUACCUGUUUUGGUUCCAAGUUCACUUCGCCAUCCUGUCGCGCUCCGGGCCCGGCGACGACUUCAUGUCUCCAGCGUUUCAGGAGACGCUGAGCGACAACAUCAUGCUUGCAAAAUCGGUCGACAUCCAGUACUACGACACCAUCACCAUCAAGCACAAGGAGACCAAGGCUUACCUGCACAGCCAUCCAGAGCGUUAUCCCUUGCGCUAUGAAGACGGUCGCGUUUCCAGCCAGGGCCAACAAGUCACCGGGUAUCCCCACAACGACACGAACAAUUUCUGGCAGAUUCUUCCGGUAAACGACGACAGGCAGCUGGGCCGGUUUGUCCGGAACAACGAAGUCGUUCGACUGAGACACAUCGGCACCAACAGCAUCCUCCUGACGCAUGAUGUCGCAUCGCCGCACUACCCGACCAACCAGGAAUUCACCACCGUCUCCAUAGAGGAUGCCUAUGGCAGCCGUGCCAACGACACGCAGUUUGAGAUUCGAAUUGAGAAUGGCAGGCCGGGUCAGGAGUUCAAGACGGUCGCGAGCUACUUCAAACUCAUCCACGUGCCAACCAAGGUGGCCAUGUGGACUGACACCAAGCCUCUGCCCGACUGGGGUUCGGGCCAGCAGGAGAUUAACGGCAACAAGCAGAUCGUUCCCAGCUCCAACAUCUGGACGGUGGAUGACGUUCCCGCCCUGGCUGCUGAUGAUGCUCGGCGCCAGAGACCCAAGCGGCAGGUGAAGAAGCUGCCGUUCCUGCAGAAGUGGUUCGAACUGCAACGUUCCAUGUUCUACCACAACAGCAAGCUGACCAGCAGCCACCCUUACUCCAGCCACCCUUACCAGUGGCCGUUUUUGCUGCGCGGCAUCAGCUUCUGGACCAACAACGAUACCCGGCAGCAAAUCUACUUGAUCGGAAACCCCCUUGGCUGGUGGUUCACCAGCAGCUUGAUUGCGGUUUUCGCAGGCAUCAUUCUCGCUGAUCAAGUGUCUCUGCGGCGAGGAAUUGACGCUCUCGAGCAUCGCGCCCGGUCUCGCUUGUACAACUCGACUGGAUUCUUCUUUUUGGCUUGGGCCACGCACUAUUUCCCCUUUUUCCUCAUGGGUCGUCAACUCUUCUUGCACCACUACCUGCCUUCCCACCUGGCUUCAUGCCUGGUCGCCGGUGCGUUGGUGGAGUUUGUCUUCAACGCAGAAGCCGCUGAUGAAGCCAAGACUUUGGGCAAGAGACCCAGGAAGCAUGUUACGUCCCGGGAGAGGUUUGCUGGCCAGAGCAUGAUGGGAUCAUGGAUUGCCAGCGCCGUUGUGAUUUGCGUCAUCGUCGCCGGGUACUGGUUCUUCGCUCCUCUGACGUAUGGUUAUCCGGGUCUCAGCGUGGAGCAGGUUGUCCGAAGGAAGUGGCUUGGCUACGACCUGCAGUUUGCCAAAUAA